GGCUCAUCGCCAACACGGAAGUGCCCGCCUCACUGUGGGCAUCGUUCUGUCGGACUGAGGAGGACCGCUGUUGUUUGGGUUCUUGUUAACUUUUUAACAUCGUCUUAUCACCGCAAUGUUUUCACCGAGGAUGUUGUUGCUGCGGUCUUGUGCAUCUUUGACGACCAGGCAUCUGUGUACGGGCCCAAGGAAGGGAAGGGCACCAGACAUGGUUGAAGGAAACCCGCUCUUGCACGUGUCAAAUGUGCGAAACAGGCUGAGAGAAAUUGUGGGAGCUUCCACCAACUGGAGUGACCACCAGCAAGCCAUGGCGGAGCGCGUCAGCCUCUCCUCCAUGUUGGCCAAGUCCCAAAGCGACCUUCCCAUCAAGAGCAUGAAGGACAGCUUCCUGGAGGUCCACUUACCUCUGGGCUCUGAGCCACAGCUCAGAGAGAAGUACCUGACCUUUCACAACACCGUCAGGUUUGGACGCAUCCUGGAGGAUUUGGACAGUUUAGCAGUGCUCAUCUCCUACUCACACACGUACAAUCCAGCCCUGAAGAGGUCGCCAUUGUCUAUUGUCACCGCCCUGGUGGACAAAAUAGAUAUGAGGCAGCAGGUCAUCUAUCCCGACUGCGACAUCAAGUUCACCGGUCAUGUGACGUGGGUGGGAAAGACCUCCAUCGAAGCCAAGAUGCACAUGACGCAGUAUCGAGAUGGAGCUUAUUGUCCGGUGCUGGAUGCGACGUUUGUCAUGGUGGCUCGAGAUCCAGAGAACAAAAGAGCGGCGUUUGUCAACCCACUGAGGCCAGAAGGUCCCGAAGAAGAGGAAAUCUUCCAGCAGGGAGAAGCUAACAAGUCUCGCCGCGUGGAACUGAGCACCGCAUCCCUCCUGAAGGUGGCUCCCACGGCCGAGGAGAGAAAAAUAGUCCACAGCCUCUUCCUCAACACUCUGGACACCAAGACGGUCAGCUUCCGCAGCCGAGUGUUGCCUCCCAGCUCGGUGUGGAUGGAAGACGCGAAGCUCAAAGGGCUGGAGAUCUGCCACCCUCAGGAGAGAAACAUCUUCAACAGGAUCUUUGGUGGCUUCCUCAUGAGGAAGGCCUACGAGCUGGGCUGGGCCAACGCCUGCUCCUUUGGCGGGUGUCGCCCCAGCCUGGUGGCCGUCGAUGACAUUCUCUUCCAGAGGCCCGUGGAGAUCGGCUCCUUGCUGAUGCUCUCGUCACAGGUGUGCUACACGGAGGGGAAGCACAUCCAGGUCAGAGUUCACAGUGAAGUCUUCGACCCGCUCACACGGCAGCACAACACCACCAACGUCUUCCACUUCACCUUCGUGUCGGACCGCGACGUUCCCAGCAUCGUCCCUCAGACGUACGGAGAGUCCAUGUUGUACCUGGACGGGAAGCGCCACUUCAACCUAACGGUGGAGCAAUGACGGAGCACCUUCAUACAUUAGUGUCCUGUUGUUUACAUCGUUUGCCUCAAUGGGAACAUGCUUUACAUCCACGUUACUGACUUCCUUUUCUUCUCGCUGUUUGGACGUGACCGGUCAGCAUCUACUUCCUCAUACACGACACCUGACUGACUUUACGCACUGCUUUCAUUUUUCUAUAUAUUUAUAUUCCACCUUGACUCUGUUACAUUCUUCACUUGGCUGCUGGUGUACUUUUAUAUUUGCUAUUAAGUUGUGUACAAUGCAAAUAAAUGGAUUCACCUCA
Messenger RNA from Doryrhamphus excisus (bluestripe pipefish), 1697 nucleotides. It is a transcript of the gene acot9.1, whose product is annotated as acyl-CoA thioesterase 9, tandem duplicate 1. Gene Ontology annotation, cellular component: mitochondrion. The record is from RefSeq and is a predicted model, not a curated record. Gene Ontology annotation, molecular function: fatty acyl-CoA hydrolase activity. Lineage: Eukaryota; Metazoa; Chordata; Actinopteri; Syngnathiformes; Syngnathidae. Gene Ontology annotation, biological process: acyl-CoA metabolic process.